Molecule: messenger RNA, 827 nt
Organism: Zingiber officinale
Lineage: Eukaryota; Viridiplantae; Streptophyta; Magnoliopsida; Zingiberales; Zingiberaceae
Product: protein EDS1B-like
Exons: 3
Coding region: 111-827 (238 amino acids)
Biological process (GO): defense response; lipid metabolic process
Source: RefSeq, a predicted model, not a curated record
UUAACCUAAUAUUUCUAAUCGCACCUCUCCGCUGUUUGCAGCUCCUCUCGAACGAAGGCGAUGCCGCUCUCGAAUGACGCUGACGCCGAACGCCGACACCAUGCUAAGAAAUGGCGAAGAAGGACAGCUCUCGUCACGGCCUCGUCGACACCAUGCUAAGCGACUCCAGAUGGCGAACCCUAAUCCCCCUCUGCUGCUCCCUCUCCAUGGCCGCCAACCACUCCCGUUCCUCCCCUUUCCUCCGCCACCACUCCGCUUACUCCGCCGUCUUCGCCUUUCCCGCCUCCUGGUCCUCCGACGACUGGAUCCUCCCCGGCGCCCGCUCCCACUUCGACGAAACCGACAUCGAUGCCGCCCUCUUCCCCUCCAUCAAGAGCGUCAGGAACGACGCCGCUGUCGCCGUAAACGGAGCCUUUCUCCGCUUCUUCAAAAAUCUGCUCGAGAUUUCUCCGCUUUCAACUGAGGUGCAACGAGCUGCUUCUGAAAAAAAGCAGAUCGUGUUCGUAGGGCAUUCUUCUGGAGUCUCAAUUGCAGUCCUUGCAACCAUCUGGUUCCUCGAACAAAAUCGAAAAUUCAACAUCUCACAUGGUCAGAUGAACGAGAAAUCUGGAAAUCUUACAAAUAAAAUCUUGAUCCAGUGGAUGGAUUGUAAUAGCUCUACAAGAGGAACGAGAAAUCUGAUUAUAGAUCUGAUUAAAAUAUCUUUUGCAAUAAUUUUAACAUAUAUGUUAUUUAAAAAAAUAGAGAUAGGCAGCCAGGCGAUUGCUGACCGCAAUAUUUUCCACCCAUCACUGUUCGGACGAAAUAAUGUCAAGAACCAAGAUUAA